AUGUUGUAUUUCAUCGUUUCGCUUUUAUGUUUUGCAUUUCAUUUGAUUAAUUCUGCUCAUUAUACCAAACUAGAAACAUGCUCGAAUGAAAAAUGUCGUUUACCCUAUUGCUAUUGUUCAAGUCAAACAAUCCCAGGCUCAUUAACACCACGAAACACACCACAAUUUUUAUCAAUAUCGAUCAAUGGGCCCAUUGAUGUAACGGUAUUUAAUUUGUCUCAAAAAAUAUUUCAUGUUAAUGAAUUUAAAAAUCCCGAUGGCUGUCCAAUCAGUGGAACAAUAUUUUUAAAAAAUCAUGCUGAAACUGAUUAUUGUCUCGUACAAAAACUUGUUCAACGUGGAUUUGAAUUGAGUAUUACAUCAAAUUCUUCAGAAUGUCCAACGAUGGAUUGUCGAAUAAAACCAAAAUCCGAUAAAACUCCCUUUGUUUCAUGGCGAAAAGGACGUUGGUAUAAUGAAAUAAUUUUAUUUCGAGAAAUGAUUCAAAAUCGAACUCGUAUUCAUCCGUCCACGAUUGUUGGUCAUCGUUCACCAAAUUAUGAAAUAAAUUUACGCAAUAUUCAUUACCAAAUAUUGAGAGAAAAUAAAUUUUUAUAUGAUUCAACAUUGGUCGUCAAUGAACCUGGUUUAACAUACACAUCUCAACAACCUUCACCACUCACAUGGCCACAUACAAUGGAUUUUGCACCCACCUAUGACUGUUCACAAGGAUGCUAUACCCAAUCAUUUCCUGGCUUAUGGACAAUACCCAUUCAUAUGUAUCAAGAUACAGAAGGUCGUAAUUGCACAACUAUAGGCAGUGAUCAUUGUCGAAUGCCUCGUACCGUUAAUGGGUUUUUUAAUUAUUUAAAACAUAAUUUUAAUCGUCAUUAUCAUUCUAAUCAUGCACCGUUCAUUAUUGCUCUUGAGUCAAGUUGGAUUAAUGAAGCACAUCAAGAAUGGCGUUUGGAAGGUUUAAUGCAAUUUGUUAAACAUAUAUUGAAAUAUCAUAAACAUGAUGUUUAUUUUGUUCGAAUGAUCGAUAUUAUAAACUGGAUGUUGAAACCUAUUGAAUUAAAACAAAUGAAGAAUGAUGGAGGAUAUCUUUCAUCAAUAUCGUUAGUAAAAAAUUGUAAUAGUACAUUGAUAUCAGCACAAUAUUACUGUUCAAAUGAAAAGGAUGAUUUAUUGGUAAAGAAACAAAAUAACAGUUUAUGGUUAAAUGAUGAUAUUACUGGUGAACAAUUAUUUAAUUUUAUCUAUAAUCUAGUCAUUCAGGAAUAUGCUCUAUUCCUAUUCAUCUCAGCUUUUUUAUUUUCAAUUCAACAUACAACGAUGACCGCGUCAGCUGCUGGUGCUGCACUCUCAUCAAUGUUAAAUAUAAUGCGAAAACAAAGUUUUCGUUCUGACUUUGUACCGUUAAUGGACUACACUCAAGAAGAUACACAAGGACAUAAUUUAGAAUGGAUGAAUAAACCAAUUGUAAAAUAUAUAUUUCGUUUAACUGGACUAUUUAGUUUUAUUAGUGUUUGUAUGAAUACACCAAAAACAUUUGAAGAUAGUUGGUGGUUACAAUAUGUAACAUUCAUUAUUGAUAUUGUUUGUGCAAUUAUACUUACCAUAGAAAUGGCAGCAAAAAUUAAAACGAGAGGAAUUCUAUCGGGUGACGCACCAUAUUUUCGUGAUCGAUGGAAUCAAUUUGAUGCUGUUAUGGUCCUAUGUAUAUAUUGUUCAGUUAUAUUACAGAUAUUUGAAUUGACAAAAUUAAUUGGAAGUUAUACCUAUUUUACUGUUGUACGAUCACCAAGACCAUUUAUUCUUGUUAAAGUAUUGAAAACAUUUUUAAAAUUUGAAUUGCCAAAAAGUCAAAUAAAAUCGAUUUUACAACGAUCGAGUUCACAAAUCUAUAAUGUAACCAUGUUUUUUCUAUUCUUCAUGAGUUUAUACGGUAUUUUGGGUGUACAAUUUUUUGGUUCAUUAACAUUCCAUUGUGUACAAAACGGAACAGAUACGGAAAAUGUGACAAAAGGUGAUUUAAUGAUACCCGAUACUUAUUGUUCGCCAACAAAAGAUGGUUUUCAUUGUCCCGAAGGAUUUGUUUGUGAAAAAAUUGAAAUUCCUCGAAAUCAACGUGGUUACAACGCCACAAGCUUUUUUACCGUCUAUGAAGCAGCAUCUCAGGAGGGCUGGGUUUUCUUAAUGUAUCGUGCUAUUGAUAGUUUGCCAUCUUGGCGUGCAUUUUUCUAUUUUAUAACAAUGAUAUUUUUUCUUGCAUGGCUUGUAAAGAUAGAUAAUGACUAUUCAAACGUAUUUAUCGCUGUUAUUAUUGAAACAUUUGCUGAAAUUCGUGUUCAAUUUCAACAAAUGUGGGGUUCUCGUGGUGCACCAGCUGAUGUUGAAGCAACAAAAGUAUUGCAAAAAGCGGAUGACAGUAGUUUGAAACUUGUCAAUAUUGAUGAAAAUAAAAAAAUGGGUUUGGCACCCGUUAUAUUUCAAAAAAUUGCUCAAUCACCAAUAUUUACGACGACGGUUAUGAUUGUUAUAUUGGCUAAUACAAUAUUUACGGCAACAAUUAAGCAUACACAUGACGAACGUAUUGAUAAGAAAAAUAAAGCAUUAUACUAUUAUAUAGAAGCAUUAUUUACAUUAUUUUUUGAUUUGGAAGCAUUGUUUAAAAUGUUUUCACUUGGUUUUAACAAUUAUAUUGGUCGUUCAAUAUUUAAAUUUGAAUUAUUAUUGGCUGUUGGCACAUCAGUUCAUUGUAUACCUUUUUUUUAUCGAGGUGAAUAUUUUUUGACAUAUUUUCAGGUUCUUAGAGUUGCACGUUUAUUAAAGUCUAGUCCUUUAUUAGAAGAUUUUAUCAACAAGAUAUUUGGUCCUGGACGAAAACUUGGCAGUCUUAUUUUAUUUACAAUGUGUUUAUUAUUAAUAACAUCAUCGAUUAGUAUGCAAUUAUUUUGUUUUAUUAAAAAUCUUCGACAAUUUGAAACAUUUCCUAGAGCAUUAAUGUCUAUGUUUCAAGUUUUAACACAAAAAGGUUGGGUUGAUAUUAUGCAUUAUACAAUGGUUGCAAGUGUUUGGUGGAUGGCACCAGCAUGUGCCGGCUAUUUUAUUAUUUAUCAUGUUGUUGUUAGUCUGAUUGUACUUUCAUUAUUCGUUGCUGUCAUCUUGGAUAAUCUUGAAUUAGAAGAAGAUGUUAAAAUGAUUCGACAGUUAAAAACACGUGAAGCGAGCACUGAAACACAACAAAAACUUCCAUGGCGUCUAAGAAUAUUUGAACGUUUUCCUGAUCAUCCACAAAUGGUACAAUUUUCACGUUUACCACAUGAAUUUGAAGUACCAAAAAUUCGUGAUAGUUUUAUGAGACAAUUUCUUAAUCAAGAUGAUAUUUAUACAAUUCCAUUAGAAUUAACGAUAAAUAUUUAUAGUAAAAAACAUGCUGUUAAAACAAUUCAUUUACCUGAACAUCGACCAACUGGUGAAAGUAUGAAACGAUCAGCUGUAUCAAAUAUUGUCAGAAGUGCAAGUAAUCAACGAUUAUUAAGUGGUGAUCAAUCACAAGUUCAUCUUGCCAGUAUGAAUGAUAAUAAAAUAUCUGUGCUUGUUCAACAAAAUAAAAUACGUUUAGAUCGACGAAAUUCUAUGAGACGUUCUGGUUAUCGUCCAAAACCCGUACAUGUUAUUAGAGAAAAUGGUGAUGUAGGAGGAUUUUCAGGUCGACUUCAAGAUGAUUAUGAUAUUAAAGUAUUUCAAUAUAGAAAACAACAAGCCGAAUUAAAACGUAAUCAACAAGAAGAAGAUUUAAGAGAGAAUCAUCCCUAUUUUGAUACACCAUUAUUUACCAUUGCUCGUGAAAGUAAUUUUCGAAAAUUUUGUCAAUUAGUUGUUGAAGCACGUUAUAAAGUAAAUGCAAAAGAUCCUAUUACGGGACAAGAAGCAAAAAGUCGAUAUAAACAAUUACAUAAGUUUCUUGGUCUAGUGACAUAUAUCGAUUGGAUUAUGAUUAUUGUUACAAUUAUAUCGACUGUCAGCAUGUCAUUUGAAACACCAGCUAAUAGAGUUCUUGAUCAACCAUUACUACAAGUUGCCGAAUAUACAUUUGUCAUAUGUAUGAGCGUUGAAUUAACAUUAAAAAUAUUUGCUCACGGUUUAUUUUUUACACCACGAGCAUUAAUCCAUGAUUUUGGUGGUCUUGUCGAUGUUCUAAUAUUUCUAGUUAGUCUUAUAUUUUUAUGUUGGCUACCGCGACAUGUUCAAGCCAAUAGUCCAGCACAAAUAUUUAUGCUUUUACGUUCAACAAGACCAUUAAGAAUAUUUAUACUUGUACCAGAUAUGAGAAAAGUUGUCUACGAAGUUUGUCGAGGUGUUAAAGAAAUUUUAUUGGUAUCAAUAUUGUUAGUUGUUCUUAUGUUUAUAUUUGCCAUAUACGGUGUUCAAAUUAUUGGUGGCCAAUUAGCCCGAUGUAAUGAUCGAAAACAUUAUAAAGAUCAGCCAGCUUGUCAUGGUGUAUUUUUGAGAGAAUUAUAUGUUUCAAAAAUGAAUUUAAGUGGUAGUAGUCCAAUGAUGCUUGUACCAAGAGUAUGGGCUAAUCCUCAUAAUUUUAAUUUUGAUAAUAUUGGUAGUGCCAUGUUAGCAUUAUUUGAAGUACUAUCAUUAGAAGGAUGGCUAGAAAUUCGUGAUAUAAUUAUGGAUAGAAUGGGCUCGGAACAUGCAAUAUUUGUUCAUGUAUUUGUCUUUAUUGGUACAUUAAUUGGUUUAACAUUAUUUGUUGGUGUUGUUAUCGCUAAUUACAGUGAAAAUAAAGGUACAGCAUUGUUAACCGUUGAUCAACGUCGUUGGAUGGAUUUAAAAGGACGUAUUAAAUUAUUUCAACCAUUGCGUACACCAUCACGUCCAGAAAAUAGUACUUUUCGUUCAUAUAUAUUUGGAAUAACACAACAUAAAGCAUUUAAAAAAUCAUCAGCUGUUCUUUGGAAAGUUGAAGAUAGAAUAACGCGAAUAUCAGCAUUAAUGGCAUCCUUAUUUACAUUUUUAUUUCUUGUCGAAGCAUUUAUGAAAUGUGUAGCAUUAGGUAUAGUUGGUUAUUGGCAAUCACGACGAAAUCGUUUUGAUUUAUUUGUUACCAUUCUUGGAUUAGUAUGGAUAUUAUUGAAUUUUGUAUCAUUUGGAAAACAAGACAUACAAGAAUUUAGUAAUACAUUUGGUUUUACGGUGAUUAUUCUUCGAUUUUUUACAAUUGCUGGCAAACAUGCUACAUUAAAAAUGCUCAUGUUAACAAUUAUUGUGUCAUUUUUUAAAAGUUUCUUUAUUAUAUCUGGCAUGUUUUUAUUAAUGUUAGUAUAUGCAUUUGCUGGCGUUAUUUUAUUUGGAUGUGUCAAAUUUGGUCCCGAACUUGGACGACAUGCUAAUUUUAAAAAUGUUCCCAAUGCUAUUGUACUUUUAAUGAGAAUUGUAACGGGUGAAGAUUGGAAUAAAAUUAUGCAUGAUUGUAUGGUUGUUCCACCACGUUGUACUCGUGGUUAUGAUUAUUGGGAAAGUGAUUGUGGAAAUUUUACAGCAUCAAUAUUAUAUUUUUGUUCAUUUUAUAUCAUUAUAACAUAUAUAGUUUUAAAUUUAUUAGUCGCCAUUAUUAUGGAAAAUUUUUCAUUAUUUUAUUCAAAUGAAGAAGAUGCAUUACUUAGUUAUAAUGAUAUACGACAUUUUCAAACAGUAUGGAAUAUGGUAGAUAUUUCAAGAAAAGGUGUUAUACCAGCGAGACGAGUUAAAUUUUUAUUAAGAUUAUUAAAGGGACGAUUAGAGGUUGAUGCAGAAAAAUUGUAUAAACAUAUGUGUUAUGAAAUAGAAAAAUUGAAUAAUGGCGCUGAUGUUACAUUUCAUGAUGUUUUAAAUAUGUUAGCCUAUCGUUCUGUAGAAAUUCGUAAAUCUCUACAAUUUGAAGAAUUAUUAGCUCGUGAAGAAUUAGAAUAUCUUAUUGAAGAAGAAGUAGCCAAAUUAACAAUUCGAAAUUGGUUAAAUAGAUGUUUGAAACGAAUUAAAGCGAAAGAUCAAUCAAAUGUAAUUAAAAGUUUACAACGAAGUAAUGAAUUAGCAUUUUUUCGAGAAGCACAAGCUACAUCAUCAGAUCCCCAAAAGAAAGCUGAUGAUGAUCGACGAACAAAAGAUGAUAAACAUAAAGAAACAGCGCGAAGAAAAUUGGAACGAUGUAUAACGUUACCUACUCCAGCGGGCGAAACUGCAAACUAUCGAUCACAAGCGAAUAUUCCCAAUGAUACAUCUGUGAGAUUAGAUCAAAAAAAUUCUAAACGUCUACCGACAAGCUAUUCAACGACAAUUGAUGAUUCUUAUCCAUGGCGAAGUUGGACAUCGACAAAUUCGGCUGAGAAAAAAAAUGUAGAAGUAGAAGCUUGGUGGACAAAUCAAUUUCAGACUACAAAUUAA
Molecule: messenger RNA, 6417 nt
Organism: Didymodactylos carnosus
Lineage: Eukaryota; Metazoa; Rotifera; Eurotatoria; Philodinida; Philodinidae
Source: the annotation of a GenBank genome assembly